CUGAAAUACCCAAAUCCAAUCCAAGUAAAGAAAAAAAAAACUAAAUAAAAAGAAAAUAUUAUUUCCCUUUUUUUUUUUGUUUUUUUAAUAUAAAUUAAUUAAUGCUUAUAAUAACUUGGAUCAUCCCUGCAAAAGAUCGUGUGAAAGCUGUUAAACCGCCCUCACUUUGCUAAACCCAUUUUAAACAAACACCGUUCAAUCUUUCUUUCUCUUUUUUUUUUUUUUUUUGAAAUCUUCAAUUCAAACAACGAAGGCAGAGACUUUCAUAAGAAAACCCAAUAGAAAGAAAAACCCAGAAAGGUUAUAGUUUCAGAAAAGCAAAAACAGAGCAAAAAUGGAAGAAGGCAACAGCAACAACACCAUAGUAAACAAUGUGGCCAGAGCCAUUGUUGCAGCCCUUGAUUGGAACUCUACUCCUGAUGCUCGCAAAGCUGCCGUUUCUUAUCUUGAAUCCAUCAAAGCAGGAGAUAUUUGGGUUUUGGCAAACACAUCAUUCCUUUUGGUAAAAAAAGAUUGGUCUUCAGAAAUUCGGUUGCAUGCAUUUAAAAUGCUGCAGCACUUGGUUCGGUUGCGGUGGGAGGAAUUCGGUCCUUUAGAACGUAGGAACUUUGCAAAUGUGGCUGUUGAGUUGAUGUCUGAAAUUGCCGAUCCUUGUGAGGAAUGGGCUUUGAAAAGUCAAACAGCUGCCCUUGUUGCCGAGAUAGUUAGAAGAGAAGGACUAAAUCUAUGGCAAGAGCUGUUUCCUUCUCUAGUUUCCCUAUCCAGCAAGGGCCCUGUACAAGCUGAGUUGGUCUCAAUGAUGCUGAGAUGGCUUCCUGAAGAUAUUACAGUCCACAAUGAAGAUUUGGAAGGUGAUCGGCGUAGAUUAUUGUUACGUGGGCUUACUCAAUCUUUGCCAGAAAUUUUGCCACUACUGUACACAUUAUUGGAAAGGCAUUUUGGAGCUGCAUUGAGUGAGGUGGGUAGACAACAACUGGACGUUGCAAAACAGCAUGCAGCUGCUGUAACAGCUACUUUAAAUGCUAUAAAUGCCUACGCUGAAUGGGCUCCUUUGUCUGAUCUUGCUAAAUAUGGCAUCAUUCAUGGGUGUGGUUUCCUACUUUCUUCUCCGGAUUUUCAUCUUCAUGCUUGUGAGUUUUUCAAAUUUGUCUCUCCAAGAAAGAGACCUGCUGAUGACUCUGCUUCUGAAUUUGAUUCUGCAAUGAGUAGCAUCUUUCAAAUCUUGAUGAAUGUAUCCAGAGAAUUUUUGGUUAGAUCUAGCUCAACAGGUGGGGCUAUAGAUGAAAGUGACUAUGAGUUUGCAGAAUAUGUAUGUGAAAGUAUGGUGUCUUUGGGUUCCUCAAACUUGCAAUGUAUUGUCGGAGAUACCACUACAUUCUCUCUCUAUUUACAGCAGAUGCUGUGGUUUUUUCAACAUUUUAAGCUAGCUCUUCAUUAUCAAUCCCUGCAAUUUUGGUUGGCACUAAUGAGGGAUUUGAUGUCAAAGCCAAAGCUUUCAGUUAAUUCAUCUGGAGAUGAGCCAGCUGCUACCAAUGUGGGCUCUACUUCAGCUCAGGUUGAUAAUGAAAAGAGAAAGAUUUUAAGUUUUCUAAAUGAUGAUAUUUGUAGUACAAUUCUGGAUAUAUCUUUCCAACGCAUGCUUAAGAAAGAAAAGCUUAUCAGUGGCUCAGCCCUUUCUCUGGGGGUUUUGGAGUUGUGGAGUGAUGAUUUUGAAGGCAAGGGUGAUUUUGGCCAGUAUCGUUCUAGACUGUUUGAGUUAAUCAAGUUUAUUGCUUCAAACAAGCCUCUUGUGGCUGGUGCUAAAGUUUCUGAAAGAAUUAUUAUGAUCAUUAAGAACCUCUUGAAUUCUCCAACGCCUGCUCAGGACUUAGCUGUGAUGGAAAGCAUGCAAGUGGCUCUGGAAAGUGUUGUUAGCUCUAUUUUUGAUGGAUCAAAUGAGUUUGCCGGCGGUAGUUCAGAAGUUCACCUGGCUGUGUGUAGAAUAUUUGAAGGUUUACUUCGGGAACUACUUUCUCUGAAUUGGACUGAGCCUGCCCUUGUGGAAGCACUCGGGCACUAUCUAGAUGCAAUGGGUCCCUUCCUCAAGUAUUUCCCGGAUGCAGUUGGUAGUGUCAUCAAUAAGCUUUUUGAGCUCCUAAAUUCACUUCCUUUCGUUGUUAAGGAUCCUUCAACGAGCAGUGCGCGACAUGCAAGGUUGCAGAUUUGUACAUCAUUUAUUCGAAUAGCCAAAGCUGCUGAUAAAAGUAUUCUGCCUCAUAUGAAGGGUAUUGCUGAUACCAUGGCAUAUUUGCAAGGAGAAGGUUGUUUGCUUCGUGGUGAACAUAAUCUUUUAGGUGAAGCAUUUCUUGUCAUGGCUUCUUCUGCUGGGAGUCAACAGCAGCAAGAAGUUUUAGCGUGGUUACUUGAACCCUUGAGCCAACAGUGGAUACAAAUAGAGUGGCAAAAUAAUUACUUGUCUGAACCUCUUGGUCUAGUUCGUUUAUGCUCUGAGACAGCAUUUAUGUGGUCACUUUUUCACACUGUGACAUUUUUUGAGAAAGCACUUAAGAGGAGUGGUAUGAGGAAAGGCAAUUUUAACUUACAAAACAGCUCAUCAGCAACUUCUAUCCCACAUCCAAUAGCUUCUCAUCUGUCGUGGAUGCUUCCUCCUCUCUUAAAACUGCUUCGUGGUAUACAUUCGCUUUGGUCACCAUCCAUAUUCCAAAUAUUACCUGGAGAAAUUAAAGCAGCAAUGAGUAUGAGUGAUGUGGAGCGAUCCAGUCUUCUUGGUGGUGGGAACCCCAAAUUGUUUAAGGGUGCACUGACUUUCAUAGAUGGAUCUCAGUUUGAUGUGAAUAAGGAAGGAUAUACAGAACCAAAUGAAGCUGACAUACGAAAUUGGUUAAAGGGUAUCAGAGACAGUGGGUACAAUGUAUUGGGCCUUUCUACAACCAUUGGAGAUCCAUUUUUCAAAUGCAUGGACAUUGAUUCUGUUGCUUUAGCUCUAAUCGAGAAUAUACAUUCAAUGGAGUUCAGACAUACAAGGCAGCUUGUUCAUUCUGUUUUGAUUCCUCUGGUUAAGUCCUGUCCUCCAGAUGCAUGGGAGGUAUGGCUGGAAAAGCUACUGCACCCAUUAUUUGUCCACUGUCAGCAAGCUCUGAGCUGUUCAUGGUCUAGUCUUUUGCAUGAAGGCCGGGCAAAGGUUCCAGAUAAUCAUGAUAUUCUCACUGGAUCAGACUUGAAAGUUGAAGUAAUGGAGGAGAAAUUACUUAGAGAUUUAACUCGUGAGAUAUGUUUGCUCCUCUCUACUAUAGCGUCACCUGGAUUAAAUGCUAGCCUUCCUUCUUUAGAACAUUCUGGGCAUGUUGGCCGCGUGGACAUGUCUUCUCUGAAAGAUUUGGAUGCAUUUGCAUCAAGCUCUAUGGUUGGCUACCUUUUGAAGCACAAGAACCUGGCAAUUCCAGUAUUGCAGAUUUCAUUAGAAGCAUUUACUUGGACAGACAGUGAAGCUGUGAUCAAAGUUUGUUCUUUCUCUGCUGCUGUGGUUCUUCUAGCUAUAUAUACAAACAAUGUGGAUCUCCGAGAAUUUGUUUCAAGAGAUCUAUUUUCUGCAGUCAUCCGAGGUCUGGCCCUUGAGUCAAAUGCUAUUAUCAGUGCUGAUCUGGUUAAUCUCUGUCGUGAAAUAUUUAUAUAUCUCUGUGACACAGAUCCAGCUCCCAGGCAGAUUUUACUCUCCCUUCCUUGUAUUAGCCCGAACGAUUUACAUGCCUUUGAAGAAGCCUUGACAAAGACUGCUAGUCCUAAAGAACAAAAGCAGCAUAUGAGGAGCUUGCUUUUAUUAGCUACUGGGAAUAACUUAAAAGCUCUUGCUGCUCAGAAAAAUGUAAACGUUAUAACAAAUGUUACAGCGAGGCCACGCAGUUCAGUCAAUGCUCCAGAAAAUAGAAUUGACCAGGGCCAGGGGGACACUAUAGGCUUGGCAGCCAUUUUGUGAUGGAAUUGCAGAUUUGGUGUUGUACAGAAAGUUUAACCAGGAAAAAGGAAAAGAAAAAGAAACAUCUUUGACAGAGAUGGAAAGCUUUUUUUUUUUUUUGGUAUUUAUCAGAGUUGUGAAAUCGAUUCAUCCACCUGUUGUGGUCUCAAAUAGAAAGUAGAUGGCAUUACCCUUGUGAUUCUGUCACCAUGUAUAUUAUCUUAAUAUUUCUUUCAUCUCUUUAGCUGAUUCUGAAAUCAAACUAAUAUUUUUGGUGGUGGCAAUCUUUGCAAUCUGGUAUUCCUUGUUUAAAGUUGGCCUGUCUUAUGCCUAUGAUGGCAUGCAGCCAAUCAUUGAGGGUUAUUAUUAUUAUUUUUUGGCCACGCGCUCGAAAGCAGACCAGCUGAUUUGUAGAUAAGAUUCCAACAAUAGAUCACACGAUCGAUUUGACUGACAGAUUUGGAGAUGGAUGGAACCUGAUAGAACUUUUCAAUUGCCUCAUCGGUGAUUUUCACACUGCAGAACACUUGCCAGGUUUCUUAACGGGAAGGGAGCUCUCUCUGAAUGCACAGAAGUUAGUAAGGACAAGAAAAACUGUAAUGGUUGGGAUACAAGAACCCAAGUAUGGAUUGCCCAUUUCAUUUUAGUUCAUUACUAAUUGAAGGUAGUGUGAAAGCAAGCUUUUAAAAGAGAAAAAAUAACUAGUUUAUGAUUGUUUACUUAUUUAGUUAUUGUCAAUCAUCUUUUGAGUCUCACCUAAGAUGACAGGAUAAAAAAGUAUGCGGAAAAUCGUUUGCCAUGGGAAACGUGAUACAUUAAAAACAGUUUUAAGGGAAAUUCAAACAGGUUUUGAGAAUGGUAGGUUUGAGAAGAAUGGCAGUUGGAGAACUAGACUUUAACAUGGCAGAUAAAGUGCAUUGGUAGAUGGGAUUGGAUCCUUCUAGUCUAAGUAAAGAUAAACUGCCUAUAAAAAUCCCCUCCCAAAGCCUUGGUAGCAUUAUCAACUCCAACAGCAUUUUCCAUCUUAGCAUUUGUUUUGUAAGAGGCUAACCUUUUUUUAUUUUUUUAUUUUGUGCUUCCAAGUGUGGAAGUUUAGAAGUUGUUGCUAGGGAGAAAAUGGGGCCAGGGGGACCAGGAGGGCCACCGGGGUGGGGCGGUCCUCCGCCAGGGCCCGGGUUUUUCGGAGGUUUUUGUGAUAUUAUUGGUGCCUGUGCCAACUUUCUGUGCUGCUGCUGGUUGCUUCAAGACUGUUUUGGUGGUCCAAUGGGUCCACCUGGGCCUCCUGGACCACCAGGAUUUGGACCUCCACCAUAACCACCAGAUUUCUACCUCCUCCAAAUACAACUGCUCUCUGGGAUUUCACCUACCUAUCUAUAUGUAAUGUGUACUAAUAAUUUGUUGCAUUAAUUUUAGUAGAAUUUAUGCUUUUGAGA
Messenger RNA from Durio zibethinus, 5385 nucleotides. The record is from RefSeq and is a predicted model, not a curated record. NCBI's taxonomy places the organism in Eukaryota, Viridiplantae, Streptophyta, Magnoliopsida, Malvales, Malvaceae.